Messenger RNA from Durio zibethinus, 369 nucleotides. Its product is annotated as TPD1 protein homolog 1-like. The record is from RefSeq and is a predicted model, not a curated record. Gene Ontology annotation, biological process: cell fate determination. NCBI's taxonomy places the organism in Eukaryota, Viridiplantae, Streptophyta, Magnoliopsida, Malvales, Malvaceae.
AUGGCAGCCAUUCUGAACUUGAUAUUUGCAGUUCUUUUCCUCUCUCUCAUUGGCCAAGGACAUUGCCAAUGCUCUCUGGACAAUAUUAAGAUCAGCCAUUCUCAAACAGGAAAAACUGUGGAAAACAAGCCUGAAUGGAAGGUGACAAUCUCUAAUCGUUGCUCAUGCUCCCAGUCUGAACUGAAAUUGAGCUGCAAUGGAUUUCAGACGGUGGAAACCAUAGAUCCUUCAGUUUUGGCUAAAUCAGGAGGGGAAUGCCUCGUUAACAAUGGGCAGCCUGUGCCUCCGUUCGGUGAUUUCAAUUUCAACUAUGCUUGGGAUACUUCGUUUCCCUUCAGCCCCCUUUCCUCCCAUAUCAACUGUUCUUAA